This is a messenger RNA of Hermetia illucens (black soldier fly), 1875 nucleotides long. RefSeq names its product UDP-glycosyltransferase UGT4-like. NCBI's taxonomy places the organism in Eukaryota, Metazoa, Arthropoda, Insecta, Diptera, Stratiomyidae. Gene Ontology annotation, molecular function: UDP-glycosyltransferase activity. Bases 246 to 1832 code for a protein of 528 amino acids. The transcript has 3 exons. The record is from RefSeq and is a predicted model, not a curated record.
CAUUGAAUGUUAUUCCUACAGAUUAGAAGCUCGUUGAAAAUUAUCUUUGAGCACAUCUGUGCUAACGUCCGUUUGCAAACAAUUUAUUUCUCUGUUGAUACCAACAUUUACUACUCUUCAUUAUUAUAUGUUAUUACACAAUUAUUUAUUCAAUCGACGUAGCAGUCGUGUCUACAUUAAUUAGUCUGCAGUUCUCGGUGUUCCUUCAUUCCAGUCGGGUGUUGUUUGUCUUAUUCUAAGUGGAAAUGAAAUUCGCGGCUUUGUCGACUAUAUUGGUGGGAUUCACGCUUUUCAUCGGAAUCAGCGAAUCCGCAAAUAUUCUGGGCUAUUUCAUAACCUUCAGCAAAUCCCAUCUAAUGGUCCACAGAUCAGUGAUGCAAGAAUUAAUCAAUAGAGGACACAAUGUCACAAUAGUCACCACAUUACCAUUGGAAAAUUCGAAAAAAACAUUUCGUCAUUUACAAUUGAAAGCCCCGGAGCCUCCCAAGGAAUUUAUUACGGGAAUAAUGAAAAAAGCAAAGGGAGCAUUUGGGUUUCUCGGCACCUUGAUGGGGACAACGGACUUCAUGUUGCAGUAUAACAACGCGUCCUUACAUGAUCCCCAAAUGAAGCGACUAAUGGCUGAGGAGUCCUUCGACUUAGUUGUUUUCGGUUAUUUCUUCAAUUCAUUUCAAAUCGGUGUCGGUAUGCAUUUCAAAUGCCCGGUUGUUAUUAGCUUCAUGCAUCGGCCAAUGAACCAAUUAAAUGAUAUGGUCGGCAAUCCAUUGGAAACUACAUAUGUUCCGCAUAUGGUAUUGGGACUGUCCCAGCCACUUGAUUUUCUAGGACGAAUUAAAAACUUGCUCCUGGCAGUGAUCAUGGACAUGGGGGUGUUUUCCUUUAUUGAUUACAAAUCGAAGCGGUUUUACGAUUAUAAUUUUCCAUCCGAAACGUAUCCACCGUACGAGGAGGCUCUUAAAAAUGUUUCGCUUGUGCUAUCUAACUAUCAUUUUACUAAUGGUGUGGUGAGGCCAAAUGUUCCAGCAAUUGUUGAAAUCGGAGGAAUUCAAAUCAAACCGGAUACUGAACCGUUACCAGACGAUAUUAAGGACUUCUUGGAUGGUGCUUCUAAAGAUGGAGCAGUAUAUUUCAGUCUUGGUUCUAAUGCACGCAGCGCUGACAUGAAUUCGGAAACAAUCAAAAUUCUCUACAAUGUCCUUUCUGAACUAAAGCAACGCGUUAUCUGGAAAUGGGAGGAAGACACACCACCUGGCAACGCAGCUAACAUUCUAUUCAAAAAGUGGCUUCCUCAAGAUGAUAUUCUGGCUCAUCCCAACAUCAGACUUUUCAUAACUCACGGCGGACAUGGCAGCGUAGUUGAAUCAGAAUAUCACGGAGUGCCGAUGGUUGGCAUCCCCCUUUUCGCUGAUCAGUUUUCGAACAUGGACGGAGUACAGAAGGCUGGAUACGGUCUUAGCUUGGGAAAAGAAGAAAUUACUGCUGAGAAGUUUAAAUCCAUCGUUGAGGAAGUCCUAUAUAAUCCAACGUACAGAAACAAGGUUCAGGAGUUUUCUCGAAUUUAUCGAGAUAGGCCUAUGAGCGCCAGAGACACAGCCGCAUAUUGGAUAGAAUACGUUAUUAGACAUAGAGGUGCCAAGCAUAUGCAGAGUCCAGCUGUACAUAUGAACUUCAUACAAUUGUAUGGGCUCGAUGUGUUUGCGUUUUUAUUCGUUUUAUUCUAUGUUAUGUUUAAAACUUUAGCGUUUGUUUUUAGGAAGGUUGUUCAUUUGCUUUUUGGAAGGAAGUGUAAAGACCAAAAUAAGGAAAGCAACAAGCACAAGAAAGAUCAGUAGUCGUUUGUACUCAGGUUUAUAAUUAAAUCAGUUUUUUGAAUAA